AUGACCACUCGUUGUUUAAAAGCUAAAUCUUUCUUUGGGGUGGUGCAACGUAUAUAUACUUUAUUUUCUUCAUCUACUAAACGAUGGAAAGUUUUCAAAGAGAAUGUAAUUGGUCUUACUCUUAAGCCCUUGUCACAAACUCGUUGGGAAAGCUAUAUUGAAAGUGUUAGAGCGAUAAGAUUUCAAGCUCCGCAGAUAAAAAAAGCGUUAUUUCAAUUAGCAAAUGUUGAUGAUUCUAAGACAAAAGUAAGCAAACAUUUGCAAGCAGAAGACAUGCAUAUUGAUGUUGCUAUAGACCAUUUAAAAUGCCUCAUUUCAUUUUUCAAAAGUUAUAGAGAAUCUGGUUUUGAAUCGGCCAUGGUUGAUGCUAAAGAGAUUGCGAGUGAAUUAGAAAUUGAAUCGAUAUUUCGUGAAAAAUGGUGUUCUUGCAUUAAACUUGAAAAUUACUUGAAGCAUAAUACGAUUUUUGAUAUUGGAAUGAAAUUAUUUUCUGAGUUGAGAGUCUUAAGGGAAGCGAUAUCUGCAAACAUUUUUGGAGCAAUUGAUGUAUUGGAUUACAUUAAGAAAAUGAGCUGUUGUUAUGCAAAUGUCUGGAUUGCAUAUAGAGUAUUAUUGACUAUUCCCGUUACAGUUGCCUCUGCUGAAAGAAGUUUUUCAAAGUUUAAGUUGAUUAAAUCUUAUCUUCGAUCAUCCAUGUCAUAA
Molecule: messenger RNA, 702 nt
Organism: Olea europaea var. sylvestris
Lineage: Eukaryota; Viridiplantae; Streptophyta; Magnoliopsida; Lamiales; Oleaceae
Exons: 3
Coding region: 1-702 (233 amino acids)
Molecular function (GO): protein dimerization activity
Source: RefSeq, a predicted model, not a curated record